ACCAUACUGUUAUCAUAGUUUAGACAAUAAAAAUGGCUUCAGGAGCACCAGGAGGAGGAAACUUUCGAAGUUGGACACCAACACCUCCAGAAAGAGGUUCGUUCCCGUUAGAUCACGAUCAUGAAUGUUCAUCACAAAUGUUCAAGUAUCUUGAAUGCAUGAAAUUCACAGAAAACAAAAACGCACCAAAUUGCCGUAUUUUAGCUAAAGAUUAUUUGAAAUGUAGAAUGGAUCAUCAAUUAAUGGAACAAUCCGAUUGGGAUUCUCUUGGGUUGGUCAAUUUACCUGGUGAAGCUGGUAUUACUCAUGAUCAAUUAUUGAAAAGCAAAACAAAUAAAGAUAAGUUGAAAUCCGAUGAGAAGAAAGAUAAAUAGAUUUAAAAAUUUUAACCACUUGUAUAUAGUUGCUAAAAAAAAUUCUGAAAACAUUGUAAUAGAAAGAGUAUACGUAAAACCAUCUUCACAGGUAUAAUACAUACAAAUAAUACAUUU
Molecule: messenger RNA, 491 nt
Organism: Spathaspora passalidarum NRRL Y-27907
Lineage: Eukaryota; Fungi; Ascomycota; Pichiomycetes; Serinales; Debaryomycetaceae
Gene: COX19
Product: Cox19p
Exons: 2
Coding region: 33-374 (113 amino acids)
Biological process (GO): mitochondrial respiratory chain complex IV assembly
Cellular component (GO): mitochondrial intermembrane space
Source: RefSeq, a predicted model, not a curated record